AUGAAAAGCACCCUUCCACGCUUAUUCUGCAUAUCUGAUACGAACAUGGUCACCGCCGAGGAGCUCGAGUGCUGCGUGUGCUGCUACGAGUAUUCACGCAGCAACAGGAUCCCGCGGGUCCUCCACUGCAACCACACCUUCUGCGCCCCUUGUCUGGAGAGAAUGUCCAAGCUGGACGGUGUCCUCUACAAAGUCUCCUGCCCUCUCUGCCGUUGGAUUACCUGCACCAGAGCCAGCCUGACUUUGCCAGGGGCUCUGUGGGUCAACACGGAAAUCUGGGACCAGAUUUCCACGGAGCAAAAGCAGAAUGAGAACCAUUCAAUGGAGGAUUUGAAAGACCCAAAGUCGCUACUCAUCGAGCACUCACUACCCGUUUCACGGCAUUCUGGUUUGAGGCAGUCUGGUUUGAAGUCCACACUCCUGAGGGUUUUCAGCUGCAUGCCUCUGCAGAGCAGAGGGCUAAGAGAUUAACAGCAGGACUUGUACCUCUUACAUGUUGUUUAAUCGUGGACUGAAGUGUGCAAGACCGUAAAGUUUGCAUGAUCUGAGCUCCACGUAAUGGACCUGCACAAAGGGCUUCAGUGAGAGUUUGCGUCUUGUGAAGAGUGAAGGCCUGAAAGUCUUCCGUGCGACUUUGUGUGAACUUGACUGUGAUUUGGAAGGCACUGAAUCUGCCUCCAUUUAAAGUUGUGACUGUGAACCUUUUUGUUGUUUUAUAUCAGAAACAACAAAUGCACUAGUGAAAAAAAAAUCAGAAAAUCAGCACUGUUUGUCUGAACAACGAACAUGAUUUAAUAAUAUGGUUUAUUUUAUAAUGAAAAAUAUUAUUUAUGUAUGUAGUGUUUAAACUUUUUUGUCACUUUGCCUGUUUGCCUGUUUGUUCAUUUUUAAGAAAACCUUGUCAUAUUUGUUAAUUUUUUUCUAUUAUAAGAAUCACAAAAAUGAAGGGUUUUAACUCAAUACAGUGAAAUGCAAACUGUCUACUAUGUAUGUAAAUAGCCGUCUGUGAUACAAACAUGUUAAUGAACAUCAUCUGUGAAUAAAGUGUUUGGAACUGAAGGACCACAUGUUCAGUUUUCAGAUAU
Molecule: messenger RNA, 1085 nt
Organism: Pelmatolapia mariae (spotted tilapia)
Lineage: Eukaryota; Metazoa; Chordata; Actinopteri; Cichliformes; Cichlidae
Product: RING finger protein 208-like
Exons: 2
Coding region: 1-471 (156 amino acids)
Biological process (GO): protein ubiquitination
Molecular function (GO): ubiquitin protein ligase activity
Source: RefSeq, a predicted model, not a curated record